AUGCAUCAAAUGUCUCCUAUGGAACUAUACCACAUGCAGCCAUGGCAAGAGCGUCAGCUGGAGUCAUCAAAGGGAGUGAAUCUUCAAUACCAGAGGCAAAGAUACCUUGGUGGUUAUGCCAGUGAUGGUUAUGCCAGUGAUGGUUACACCUGUGGUGGUCAUGCCAGUGGUGGUUAUGCCAGGGGUGGUUACGCCAGUGGUGGUUAUGCCAGUGGUGGUUAUGCCAGGGGUGGUUAUGCCAAUGGUGGUUAUGCCAGUGGUGGUUAUGCUAGUGGUGGUUAUGUCAGUGGUAGUUAUGCCAGUGGUGGUUAUGCCAGUGGGGAUAUCGCCAAAGAUGACACGCAAACCGUAGCAAGAGGAUGGCUCACAGCAGGAGUGAAGGUCGUAGCGGGAGGGGAGAUUGUGUCAGGAGUACGAGCGCAUGGUGUGGCAGGAGCAGAAAGGGAAGUAGGGGAGCAGAAUGCAGCAGGAGAUGAAAAGGUAGCAGGAGUGCGCGUUGUAACAAGAGCGGGCAAUGUAGCAGGAGCGCUGGUUGUUGCAGCAAAAGCAGCAGGAGCGCAGGUUGAAGGGCGAGUGGAAAAUGUAGGAGUGCAGGUUGUAGUGGGAGAACGGGACAUAAGAGCACUGGCUGGAGUGCUAGAAACGGGUGCAGGAGCAGAUGAUGCAAGAGCAGAAGAUGUAAUGGCAGAAAAGGGUGCAGGGGCAGAGGUUGCAAGAGCAGAAGAUGUAGUGGGGGCAAAGGAUGAAGGAGCAGAGGCAGUAGUGGGAGCAAAGGAUUCAGGAGCAGGGGAUAUGGUGGGAGCAAAGGAUGUAGUGGGAGGAAAUGAUGCUGGAGCAGGGGAUGUAGUGGGAGAAACGGAUUCAGGAGCAGGCCAUGCUGAAUGUAUGGGGCAUGAUGACGUAGCAGGGGGACCCUGUGUGGCUGGAGGAAGGGAUGUAGCGGGGUGCCAGGUUACUACAGCAGCAGGGCUGGAGGAAGAGACACCAGCCAAGCUCAUUCAAGAAACGGCAGGAAGUGGCGGCGGGUGGUUAUGUGAGCCCUGGUAUACUGUCCUCACCACCACGCGCAUCUCAGUCCUUGGUAGCACCACAGUGUCAGUCUCCUCACUGUCGUCUAGGCUACUAGUACCCACAGUAGCUCUCGCAGCAUCCGCAAUGGGGCUGGACCCUCUUGAAGCAGGAGCACCGCCUCUGAAUGUGGCUUUUGAGGUGGCUGCACCGCCUUGGUGCCUCGGCCCGGGGAUGCUGGUUGAACGGCGAUGCCUGGCCGCUCCGGCCACGCGGUCUUCGAUCUUCUUUGCCAUGCAGCCUGUCGUUUCCUUGGACGCGCACACAAAAUACAACCUGCAGGAUUUAUUGAGGAAAAAACAGAUUGGUUAG
Molecule: messenger RNA, 1380 nt
Organism: Closterium sp. NIES-65
Lineage: Eukaryota; Viridiplantae; Streptophyta; Zygnematophyceae; Desmidiales; Closteriaceae
Source: the annotation of a GenBank genome assembly